Clarias gariepinus (North African catfish) is the source of this 2073-nucleotide messenger RNA. RefSeq names its product butyrophilin subfamily 1 member A1-like. Gene Ontology annotation, molecular function: protein binding. The record is from RefSeq and is a predicted model, not a curated record. NCBI's taxonomy places the organism in Eukaryota, Metazoa, Chordata, Actinopteri, Siluriformes, Clariidae. The transcript is spliced from 8 exons. The coding region runs from base 90 to 1484 and encodes 464 amino acids.
UGCACCAACUGAAAGAGUAAACUUUGGAACAACGCAUUUGCUUUCAGCAUCUUCUUAGUGUGGAAAUAUUUAUAUAUACAUCUUUAAGGAUGAUUAUUUGUGUGACCCUACUUACUCUCUACAGCUUUAUGAAAUCUCAAUCAGAGGGAUUAAAGUUGUUUGGUCCAGAAACUUCUCUUACUGCUGUAGCUGGUCAAGAUCUGGUUCUGCCCUGUUUUAUCAAACCAAACAUCAGUGCUGUGGACAUGACAGUCAAAUGGUUGAGACUAAAGGAUGCAGCUUCAUUAGUGCAUCUCUAUAAGGAUCAUGAAAACAGAAUUGAAAAUCAAGCUCAGUCCUACAGAGGAAGAACAUCACUAGAUAUAAAGGAGCUACAGAAAGGCAACGCUUCACUCAAACUAUCAGCUCUCAGAGUCUCAGAUGAGGGAAGAUAUAAAUGUCUCCUUGAGGACAAAUUCUGGUAUGAUGACAUCACUGUUCAAAUCAUUGUUGAGGCUCGGGGAGGCCACCCAGUGAUCACAUUGGAGAGUUAUGACAACUCAGGAGGGAUUAAUCUAGUGUGUGAGUCCAGAGGCUGGAACCCUGAACCUAAGGUCCUAUGGCUGGACAGAGAACGAUCCCCUCUGCCUGCUAAGGAUACACAGAUACACAGAGAUGCUGAGGGCUUCAGUGUGAAAUGUUGCAUUAUUGUUUAUGAUCAUAGCAACUCUAACAGAUUUUACUGCAGACUUCUACAACAACAUCACAUGAUUGAAGCAGAAGUCAUCAUAAGCAGGAACAUCUUUAAUGUUUGGAAGUGGGUUGUUGGCAUUUCAAUUACAGCAGGUCUUAUUGGUCUUGGAAUCAUAUUGAUGGGGGUUAUCUAUCACAAGAAAGUCUCAAAGCUACAAAAGCAGACGUUAAAAGCAGACUUUAUAAGGAAGAAAAGGUUUUCAGUGGAUGUGACUCUGGAUCCUGAUACAGCUUAUCCUCGACUCAGAGUGUCUGCUAAUGAAAAAGCAGUGACAUAUGAGGAUAUAGAGCAGGAGAAUCUCUCUGACACACCACAGAGAUAUACUUAUUAUCCCUGUGUUCUAGGAAAGCAGAGGUUCUUCUCAGGAAGAUUUUAUUAUGAGGUGGAGGUCAGAGGAAAAACUGAGUGGACAUUAGGAGUUGUGAGGGAAAACAUUUACAGAAAAGAGUGGAUUCCGUGGAAACCUCUAAAUGGAUUCUGGCUGGUGGAACUGAGGAAUGAGAAUAGGUACAGGGCUCUUGAUGAUCACGUUGUCCGCCUCACACUGAGAGAGAAGGUGGAGAAGGUGGGGGUGUUUGUGGAUUAUGAAGAGGGUCUGGUCUCCUUUUAUGAUGUGAACACCAGCUCCCAUAUCUAUUCUUUCACUGAUCAGUCUUUUUCUAUAAUAAAACUCUGUCCAUUCUUUUGUCCUCGGUACAAUGACAAUGGAAAAAAUGCAGCACCACUUAUCAUCACAGCUCUUAGUGAAUAAAUAUCUGCUAUAUAUUGUAGAAAUUUACAAGGUUUUGGACACCUGGGUGUAAACAUCAUUUUGCUUUAAAAACACAAUUGUUUUUGUAAAAUAUGACUAAAAAGACCAACGAAAUGAUAAAUAAACACAGUUGGCGUAGUCAGACACAGGAUUGAAGUAGUCAUACUUAGGAAAGAAGUAGACACAAAAAAGGAGAGAGUGCACUCACACAGAGGAGAGAUGCUUUGCCCCUCUGGGCCACCUUACUCCUGUGUGAGAUAGGCCUUCCUGUGUGUGCAAUGAGGAAAUCCUGUGUGAUCCACUAUGGUCCUGUGUGUGUUUCUGGGAUAAGUUGCAAGCCAAAUGCUAAAGCUAAUGUGCAACCCACCAUGGGAUUGGGGUUUAUGAACAGGAAAUGUGUCAUUAAACACGCAAGUCAUUAACUCCAAGAUCUAUCACGGAAACUACAGUGAAUUAUGAGACAUUCCAGAAUUGGAGGACAUUUUCAGCCCCCCUGUGAAAUCAAGAAUUCAUGAGCAAAAAUGCUAAAUUAUGCACUUGUUGUGUAUAUUAUACUUGCCCUGAGAGAAAAUAUGAAUAUAUUUGCAGA